Nelumbo nucifera (sacred lotus) is the source of this 1615-nucleotide messenger RNA. The record is from RefSeq and is a predicted model, not a curated record. Lineage: Eukaryota; Viridiplantae; Streptophyta; Magnoliopsida; Proteales; Nelumbonaceae.
UCUGUAGUAUUCUCAAAAAAAGUUUAGAAUAGAGUUGAGCGAAACUGUGAAUGUGGGGGCGCAGGGGAGAACUUUCGAGUGUUCGAUAAUCAGAGAGAAGAGAGGACUGUGUCUGACGAACAAGUUGGCAACCAGAGGAGAUCAACCUCACUUAAGUCUGUCCGUCUUCCAGCUCUGGGAACUGAAUAAUAGUGUGUGAGAAAUUGCAAGGAUGUUGUCAAUGGAUCCUGGAAAAAAGAUUUCUUUUCAGCGCCGAAUCUGUGAUGGAGAUUUGGCCAUUGUGUAUGAAAGGCACGACAGCAUGAAGGCUGUAAAAGUACACGAGGGUUCAGAGCUUCAGAAUCGGUUUGGUGUAUUUAAACAUGCUGAUUGGAUUGGGAAGUCUUUCGGGUCCAAGGUUUUCAGCAACAAGGGUGGAUUUAUUUACCUGUUAGCUCCCACUCCUGAGCUUUGGACUCUGGUUCUAAGUCACAGGACUCAGAUUCUAUAUAUUGCAGAUAUCAGUUUUGUGAUCUCAUACUUGGAAGUUAUUCCUGGUUGUUUGGUUCUUGAAUCGGGUACUGGUAGUGGUUCCCUAACCACCUCACUUGCAAGGGCUGUGGCUCCAACUGGUCAUGUUCACACAUUUGACUUCCAUGAGCAAAGAGCUGCUUCAGCUAGGGAGGAUUUUGAGAGAACUGGUCUGAGCAGCUUGAUUACUGUUGAAGUUAGAGAUAUUCAAGGUGAGGGAUUUCCUGAUGAUUUUCGUGGUUUAGCAGAUUCGGUCUUCCUUGAUUUACCCCAACCUUGGUUGGCCAUUCCUUCUGCUGGGAAAAUGUUGAAGCAGGAUGGUAUUUUAUGUUCUUUCUCCCCUUGCAUUGAGCAAGUCCAGAGAUCAUGUGAGACUCUGAAGGCAAGUUUUACAGAUAUAAGGACGUUUGAGGUCCUCCUUCGCACAUAUGAAGUCAAAGAAGGAAGGAUGGAAUAUGGGGCAGGUGAUGAAAGUGAUUCUCUCGGGCCUCUUCCUUGCAAGAGGAGGCAAUGUUCAAGUGAUGGGAGCAUUGGUAGUGAAAGCUUCAGUGCUCCUGUAAUCAUGGCUAGGCCGUGCUCUGAGACGAGAGGUCACACUGGCUAUUUGACAUUUGCUAGACUCAAAUGCCUGCAGUAGGGGGCCAAACGACCAUACUCUCACAUUAAGGCAUCAAGAGGUCACCUGUCUCGUUACAGGUUCGUGCAAUCCCCAUCCUUGGAAAUGAAAAGAAUGGUUUGUUAUUCAGUUUUGAAUGGGGACAGAGUCUGAAAUUGAUAUUAGUCAUUACAGGUUAGGUUCAAGCUUCAUUAGCGGGGAGAAAAUAUUUGUUGUUGAUCGUUAGUAAGUUUUGGAAGGACCAAGUGAAAGUCAAAGUCACUUGUUAUUUUUUCUACCAUAAAAAUUAUUUAUUUAUUUUUUGGUUCUCCUUUUGCCUCUGCCUUGUCCAAUUUCAUCUUCCAUCUGGGGUCCCUUCCUUUCUCUGCAAAAGGAGCUGAAUUUUUUUUUCUAAAUUGUAAAAUUUAAGUUAUGUUUGUUGACCCUUCUAUGAUCAACACUUUGUUUUGUGCCUUACAGAUGGAGAUAGAUACCACUUUGAUUACAAAA